Molecule: messenger RNA, 629 nt
Organism: Sander lucioperca (pikeperch)
Lineage: Eukaryota; Metazoa; Chordata; Actinopteri; Perciformes; Percidae
Product: voltage-gated potassium channel subunit beta-3-like
Exons: 4
Coding region: 122-556 (144 amino acids)
Biological process (GO): potassium ion transport; regulation of potassium ion transmembrane transport
Cellular component (GO): membrane; voltage-gated potassium channel complex
Molecular function (GO): voltage-gated potassium channel activity; transmembrane transporter binding; potassium channel regulator activity
Source: RefSeq, a predicted model, not a curated record
CACUCCCUGGCCUCAGUGUCCUGUGUCUUUGAAGGAGACGGUGGACAGUGUAGGUCUGCAGGGACAGCAGCUGUUCAGGUCCGGGGCUAAAGAUAACCCAGGCUAAAGAUAACCCGGGUUAAUGAGCUGGUUCAACAUGAGGUGUGCUUCUCCCUCAGGGGUCGGAGCUGUGACCUGGUCCCCACUGGCCUGUGGCCUGCUGACGGGGAAAUACAACCAGGGAGUCCCGGAGACAUCCAGAGCUGCCAUGAAGGGCUAUGAUUGGCUGAAGGAGCGUCUCUGCAGUGAUGAGGGGAAGAAGCAGCUGAGUAAGAUCAGAGAGCUCCACCUGCUGGCCGACAGACUCAACUGCACCGCUGCUCAGCUCGCUAUCGCGUGGUGUCUCCGUUCUGAAGGAGUCAGUUCGGUUCUUCUCGGAGUCUCGAACACGGAGCAGCUGCUGGAGAACCUCGGCUCCAUCACUGUGCUGUCUCAGCUGACUCCGCCCCUCGUUGCUGAGAUGGACGCGUUGCUCGGCAACAAGCCGCGAAGCGGCAAGGAGGCGGCGAAGCGCUGAAGACUUUCAACAAAACUUUAUUUAUGAUUCAGGGACGUUCUCAUCGCCAUGGAGACAGAGAGACUGUAACCAU